Messenger RNA from Epinephelus lanceolatus (giant grouper), 3314 nucleotides. It is a transcript of the gene ppp2r5cb, whose product is annotated as protein phosphatase 2, regulatory subunit B', gamma b. Gene Ontology annotation, molecular function: protein phosphatase activator activity. Gene Ontology annotation, cellular component: protein phosphatase type 2A complex; nucleus; cytosol. Lineage: Eukaryota; Metazoa; Chordata; Actinopteri; Perciformes; Serranidae. Gene Ontology annotation, biological process: signal transduction; protein dephosphorylation. The record is from RefSeq and is a predicted model, not a curated record.
AUGCCGAAUAAAACGAAAAAGGACAAGGAGUCCCCUAAGUCAGGCAAAGUGGGCAAGAGUGGAGGACAGGAGAAUUCAGAGCAUGAGCAGAGCUCGAACAGGAAGGCCAGCAACAGUGCUCCUCCCACCACUCAGCUGCUGAAGGGGAAGCAGCCAGGUUCGCAGACACCUGUCAAAAAGGACAAGAGGCAGAGCUCCUCUCGUUUCAGCUUGAGCAACAACAGGGAGCUGCAGAAGCUGCCUGCUUUUAAAGAUGUUCCCCCCGCAGAGCAGGAGAAGCUGUUCAUCCAGAAGUUGCGGCAGUGCUGCGUCCUCUUUGAUUUUGUCUCGGACCCACUGAGUGACCUGAAAUGGAAGGAGGUGAAACGGGCGGCGCUAAGCGAGAUGGUGGAGUACAUCACCCACAACAGGAACGUAAUCACCGAACCCAUCUACCCAGAGGUGGUUCAUGUGUUUUCUGUGAAUAUGUUCAGGACAUUGCCGCCAUCAUCUAACCCCACGGGUGCUGAGUUUGACCCAGAAGAAGAUGAGCCCACGCUAGAGGCUGCAUGGCCACAUCUACAGCUCGUCUAUGAAUUCUUCCUACGGUUCUUAGAGUCACCUGACUUUCAACCAAACAUAGCCAAAAAGUAUAUUGACCAGAAGUUUGUAAUGCAGCUGUUAGACCUGUUCGACAGUGAAGACCCCAGGGAAAGAGAUUUUUUAAAGACCACUCUUCAUCGCAUCUAUGGCAAGUUCCUGGGCCUGCGAGCGUACAUUAGGAAACAGAUUAAUAACAUAUUUUAUAGGUUCAUUUAUGAGACUGAACAUCAUAAUGGAAUAGCAGAAUUACUGGAAAUAUUAGGCAGCAUAAUCAAUGGGUUUGCGUUACCAUUGAAAGAAGAGCACAAGAUAUUCCUGCUGAAAGUUCUGCUGCCUUUACACAAAGUCAAGUCUCUUAGUGUUUACCACCCACAGCUGGCCUACUGUGUGGUACAGUUCUUAGAGAAGGAUAGCACCCUCACAGAGCCGACGGUAAUGGCUUUGUUAAAGUAUUGGCCAAAGACCCACAGUCCGAAAGAAGUGAUGUUCCUCAACGAGCUGGAGGAGAUCCUGGACGUCAUCGAGCCCUCGGAGUUCGUCAAAGUCAUGGAGCCCCUCUUCAGACAGCUGGCCAAGUGUGUGUCCAGCCCGCACUUUCAGGUGGCAGAACGAGCUCUGUACUACUGGAACAAUGAGUACAUCAUGAGCCUGAUCAGUGACAACGCCGCCAAGAUCCUGCCCAUCAUGUUCCCAUCCCUCUACCGCAACUCCAAGACCCACUGGAACAAAACGAUCCACGGGUUGAUCUACAACGCUCUGAAACUCUUCAUGGAGAUGAACCAGAAGCUGUUUGAUGACUGCACCCAACAGUUCAGGGCAGAGAAAAGCAAAGAGAAAGCCAAGUGGAAAGAGAGAGAAGAAGCCUGGCUGAAGAUCGAGAAUCUCGCGAAGUCAAACCCACAGUUUCUGAUAUACAUCGACUCCAUAGACUCAGGCUCUCCGAUGGACAUGGAGACAGACGGGCCGCUGCUAGACGACGUCAACAUGCUAAAGAAGACAGUAGAGGAGGAAGCCACACAGAUCCAAAAAGAUCAGCGUCGAGAGCGUCCACUGAUGAGGAGAAAAUCAGAACUCCCCAAGGACAUCUGCACUGUCACAGCUUUGGAGUUGCACCGGAGAGCCGAGGAAAUGUUGACGACGCACGACGGCCACUAAGAGACCACCCCAGAUCCACCAUGAAACCAGCAGCAGCAGCAUCCACAGAGGAACCACAGGCCCGCGGCGGCCAGCACAACGACAGAGCUCUGGUAUCUCUCAGCCCAGCACAACACAGAACUGAACAGCUCCACCUGACACAGAAAAUGUCUAAAGCCGCGCGUCAAAGCCCGAUCCGGCUUUUUUUGGGACACACCCACACCUCUCUCUUUUAUCCACCUGGUUAAUGUCCAGCAGAAACGUCAGUGGUGCUGGACGGUCCUGCAUGACCACGACGUGCACCGAGGCCCCGAGCUUCACCCAAGAUACUGUAGUGUUGUUAUCUCUUCUCUCCUCCCUUGUUUUCUUUCUUCUGUCCUCUGUUGUGUUUUCAGGGUGCUGUGCUGCCCCCUUCUGGUCAUUUCUCUCAGGUGUUCUGUUCUGUGUGUGAGCUGUCUUCUCUUCUUGCCUCUUUAUAGAUGUCAGGUGCUUGUACAAAUAAUAUGAGCCCCCCCUCCCCGCCCCCCCAGCUGUAACCUCCACAGAGGACUCCUUCAGUUUAAUUUCUAAAAAAGAAAAAAAAAAAAAAAUCAGUUGAUGAGAAAAUGUCAGUUGUUUCUAUAUAUUUAAUAUUAGCUAUUUUUCUCAUAACAUUUAAACUAGACAGCUGUUUAGAUUUUAUUUUUUCCUACAUAGUAUAUUAGGAGCUCUUCUCAGAGUGAAACACAUUUCCUGUCUGUAUAACCGCUCUGUUCGGCUGUUUGUUCCAUCAGCUGUUUGGAUUCAUUGAUCAUUCUGUUAAUCAGGACAGGGUCACCCGGGUCUACAGCAGAGAGUGUCUGGAUCAAAAGCGUUACAGCACAACUCUGUUCAUCGAACAGCGCCGGACUAACAGAGGUCUGCGGUUUUUCAUCUCAAAGAUCUUUGUGUAGAGGGCUUGUUAGGCGCCAGUUUCUCAGCAAGUUGGCUCCUUUCUUAAAGGGACAGUUCACCCCAAAAUUAAAGAUAAGCUGUUUACUCAUAUAAGCAGUUUUUGCUUUUUCACAUUUUCUAGACUUGUCCCUUCACACAUGUAGCACACAGCUGGAGAUUGUGUCAGAAGCAUGGCGCCUGGGUAGAGCGUGCAGGAAGCAGGACAUGACAUGGAAUUACACCGUGGUCAUGUAGCUGGUUUGUAAAUCCAUCAUAAACCACAAAGUCUCUCGCCAUUCCUUGACUUUGUCUUAUGAUUUCAGCUUCAGCAGUUUCCGAAUCUCAUCGCCUCGCUGACAUUUUCAUUGCAGUCUUUGUGUAAAUGACUCUUCUUCUUCUUCUUCUUCUUCUUCAACCUUAAAUGUUUAUUUUCCUCCAGUUUUGCGCAAACUGCUAACAGAAACAUCACCAACACACCCACUCGCCUGCUGCGAAUUCUUCGGAAAGUUACCCGUUCUGUUCACACAUGGGCCAAUCCAACUGAUUCGGACAUUUGCAUCCUCACAUACAGCUUCCCUGGGUGAUGUCUAGAUAAUUUCAGGUUUGCCGUACAUGUGUGAAAGCAGCUUUACACAUUUUCCCUCUGACUUCUAGUGCUAUUUAUCAGUCUAGAUUGUUUUGGUGUG